GGACAUUUUAUGUAAAGUAUUUUUUGUGUUGUGAAACAUCACUUCUCAAAAUUCUUUGGAGUCAACCUUGGCGCUCAUACGAUAUCACCCAAGCGUCCGCAACUUCCGCUACAAAGCUGAUUCAAACUUAUGUUAACUGUCUUUCGGAUAAAGUUGUUUUGCUUAAAAAUGGUAUCAACUAUCAAGUUUCUUCUACUCCCCAAGCUUAUGACUAUGCUUCAUUCUUACGUGCUCUUGAUUACGAUGGAAUGUAUUGGUCCAUUUCCCAAUGGUUAGAUUCUUGUUGGCUCUAUCGUAUGUUGAAUUAUGAGGAAGAAUUAAAGUCUGAUACUGAAAGUAGAUUAUCAUUAGAUGAUAUCGAUAUUGAGAAUUAUUGUGAAUGUUUUGAUGAGGCCGAGGAGAAAGAGAGAAAAACCAAUCUCAUAGCUAAAGAACUUUGCAAUCUAUUCAUGAGUCGAUGUACAACAUUUCAUAGUCUCCGUUUAGAAACGAAGGCUAUUCAAAGCAAUUUUCCAUUCUUACCUUCGUGCAACGAUCCUUGUAAUUACUUGUCUAAUCUUCGUCAGCUUAUCUGUCUUGCGGAAUAUAAAUCAGACCUUCUUAUUGCAAUAUCACGAGUAUGUAAAGAUUUACAUAGGAUUUGUGCAGGAUUUCCACUUUCUGUUCUAUGGAAAUCCCAUUAUGAAACAGAUGCUCAAAACUUGGUAACUCUUGCCGAAGCUCAAAGUUUGGUAACUCUUGUCGAGGCUCAAAAUCGUUUACAAAGUGUUUGUCUUUUUGGAUACAAACGAUUCGUUUCAGUUAUAGUAGAUGCACUCAAGCGACAUGCUGACUCUCUGACUUCUUUAGAAUUAAUGUAUACGGAUUUUCGAGAUAAUGACGAUUUUUCAAGCUUAACGACAUUGUCUUUAUGCAAAAAUUUGAAAUCAUUAAAAAUUCAUAAUUGUUUUAUCCUGCCUAAUGAUGAAUUAAUGCCAUUAGCUUCAUUUUCCAAAUUGGAAGAGUUUGAUUUUUGUAAUGAAUGGAAUCCACUUUAUCCACUUCCUCAACGCGAAUUUUGGGAAGUGAUGUUUCACAACACAAAAAAUACUUUACAUAAAAUGUCCCUUUGGUGGUUACGAACAGACCCAAAAGAUGGCUAUCAGAUAAUUGAACCAAUAGCAAAGCAAUGUUCAAAUAUAAACAUCCUUCAUUUGCCCGUUUUGUGGAUAAACGAAAUUUUAAUUAUAUUAAAUUACUGCACACAACUUAAAGUGUUUUCAUUUAGUGGUGACGAUUUUGACGCGAACGAAUCAUUAACACAAAUGGGCAAACUAAUUCCUGUAACUCUACGGUCUUUGACCAUAAAAGAUGGGCAUAUGGGAGGCUGGACAUUCACUGAAAAAUCUCUAGAGUGCUUUCUUAAAAAUUGUAAUGCCUCAUUGGAGAUGGUCGAUUUAACAUUUUGUAGUUGUGCAACUGAUAGACAUUAUGGAAUAUUAAGUCAACAUGGUAUAAUUACAGGUUUAGUAUAA
This is a messenger RNA of Dentiscutata heterogama, 1514 nucleotides long. The record is from the annotation of a GenBank genome assembly. Lineage: Eukaryota; Fungi; Glomeromycota; Glomeromycetes; Diversisporales; Gigasporaceae.